Messenger RNA from Vespa velutina, 4137 nucleotides. Its product is annotated as sodium-coupled monocarboxylate transporter 2-like. Gene Ontology annotation, biological process: sodium ion transport; transmembrane transport. The coding region runs from base 2114 to 3934 and encodes 606 amino acids. The record is from RefSeq and is a predicted model, not a curated record. NCBI's taxonomy places the organism in Eukaryota, Metazoa, Arthropoda, Insecta, Hymenoptera, Vespidae. The transcript has 15 exons. Gene Ontology annotation, molecular function: symporter activity. Gene Ontology annotation, cellular component: membrane.
CGAUUUUGUUUAAUAACUUUUUCAUGAAAUUUAUUAUUAUCAACUUUAAAUCUAUUUUUAAAAUGAUAAAAAUAAUCUAUACUUUGGUCAUGUUUUUAAAUUAUUGUUUUUAACUAUUUCGAAAUAAUGCAAGAUUAUUAGUUGCCUUUGUGGUAAAAUUCCAUUGGAAUAUAUAACAUAGUAACUAUGAAACAUGUAACAUACCAAUUUUUAGGUCAUGAGAUUCUUCUAUCUCUCAAUUCAUUGUACAUUUUAUUUAUCAUAACGUCGAACGUGUGUCAUAAAUUUUAAUACAAUUUAUUUGAUGACUUAUAAGAGAUGAUUUAAUUGUAUUCUUUAUAAUAUGAAUUCUUAUUAAUCUAUUAUUAAAAUAAUAAGAUAUUGAUAUUAAAAUAAGUUUGGUGGUUUAACGAGCGCACUAUAAUAGUACGUAUAUCCUAAAUUAAAAUAAGAAAAGGAAGAAAGUCACGUGUAGUAAAUUUUGUACAUUAAUAUUUCAUUCUAUAUAAAUAUCUAUAGUUAAUAACACAAUUCUAUUCGAUAAUCAUAAUUGAGUUACGAAACAAGAAAUGAAACAUUUGUGGAAAUGUGGUAAGAAGAUAAAAUAUCUGUGGAAAGACGUAAGAAUUGUUAUAUUUUUAAUUGGACAUUUAUACAUUGAGUUUAUUGUUUCAACUUUAGAUGGUUGCAGAAAACGUCUAUUCCAUAGGAUCACGAGUUCUUUGUUAAUAUUUUUAACUAAUAAAUAAUUAAGACAAUAAGAAAAAGACAGUGAUAAAUAGUUAUGGCGAUACUCCUCCUACGAUGUCCUAACAUUAUUCUUGAUUGGUCGAAAUCAUCCAUUACUUACCAACCAACGAUAGUUGCAAGUAAAAGAUAAUCUUUAUUAUCAUCGUCAUCGUUGUGCCUUUUCGUUUUCUUUGGUAGAAAACGAGCGAGGAUCAAUGUCGACGAAGACUCGAUUGUGCAACUCAGUCGCGAUCGAGUCGAGAGAGUAGCAAUCACUAGAUAGAUCGUUGUAACCAUUCCAACGUGAACCAUCGUGAACCAUCGUGAACCAAGAUUUCUUUGCCUCGUGAUCGUUUCGUUUAAUCGAUCUUUGAUGUGCGAGUGAAUGGGUGUUUAAGUUUCUUCUGCCAUAAACGCGUCUAUUCUUACACAGGAAAGAAAUAAGAAGUUUAUUUUACUAUAAUCGUUUAAUACAAGGAUCGUAAAUAAGAUAAAGUAGAAAUGAUCUUUCUCUCUUUCUCUCUCUCUUUCUCUCUUUCUCUUUCUCUCUAUGUUGUUUGAUAAAUAUAUGUAUAUUGCAGAAGUAAUAUUUCAAGUAUUUUAUUAUGGAUCAGUAAUUGGUUUUAUUCUGUUUAUUUCAAUAGAUUAUUUUUAUCGUAAUAUUUAAUAGUGAAUUUCUUUACGAUACGUUUGAUUCGAGAAUGAAGGAUAGAAUUGAUAAAUAGAACCUAUAAUGAUUGACUAUUGUUCCAUAAUAUUCUGCGAUAUAAAUAUAUCAAUAAAUAUAUCGUUCUAAUGACUGCAGAAGCAAUUUAAACGUAUUAUAUUCCUUGCCACUUUCCAUUUUUUUUUUGUUUUAUCUUAUAAACUUUAUUAUCUGGAAUCUUAUAAACUUUACUAUCUGGAACGCAUCAUUCAAAAAAAAAAAAAAAAAAAAAAAAAAAGAAAAAAAAAAAGAAAAGAAACGAAAAGAUGUGAAGAUAUUUUGAUAAGUAAAUACGAAGAAUCCAUAAAACUACUCUAUAAGUGGUCACACAAAAAAAUUGGAUCGUAUAUUGUUCGAUAAUGUAAAAUUAUAUUCGAAUCAAAAAAGAAAAAGAAGAAAGGACUAAGAAUAAAUUUUAUCUGGAAAAAAUGUAUACUAUAUAGCAUACUAUACACGUGUUUCCUGAGUAAUUUGCUUAUCGAUCGUAGAUCAAGGUCGUUUUGAAAUCGUUAAACUUAAUAUACUAACAACAUUCUCAGAUGUAAAGCAAAAUUGUGAUUACAGUAUCGUCGAAAAUUCAACGAUCCUUAAGUAACAAAAGUUUGCUUGACCGCAAAUAUAUUCAAUUGUAUUAGAGUUGCAUCUUCUAAAUAUAACGAGUAUUAUUAAUAGAAUAUAAUGAUGUCCGUGAAUAGUUCAGAAAAAGGACACUUUCAUUGGGUUGAUUGGCUGGUUUUUACCAUUAUGCUAACCAUGUCCGCUGCCGCUGGCAUUUGGCAUUACAAGAGUGCACAACAAUCUUCCGUAGAGAAUUAUUUGCUCGGUGGAAGAAAACUUAGACUUUGGCCGGUUUCUGCAUCUCUGAUUGCCAGUUUCAUAUCUGGGGUAACAAUUGUUGGAGCUCCUGCAGAAAUUUAUAAUUUUGGUACACAAUAUUGGAUCACUGUAAUAUCUUUACUUUUUUCCGGAAUAGUCGUUGCAAACAUUUAUUUGCCCGUCUUUGUAAAUUUACAAUUAAACUCGGCAUAUGAGUAUCUGGAAAUAAGAUUUAACAAGGGCGUUAGAAUUUUAAUAUCACUGAUAUUCGUUUUCGAUGCAGUUCUUUACCAAUCGAUAGUAGUUUACGUGCCUGCGUUGGCAUUAAAUCAAGUAAGUGAUAUCAACACGCAUCUCAUCGGCGCCAUUUUAUGCGGAGUGUGCGUCUUUUACACGGUUCUUGGUGGCUUAAAAGCAGUAGUUUGGACUGAUAUGCUUCAAGUUAUAAUAAUGAUCCUAGCCAUGAUCAUCGUGACUGUGUUAGGCACUUGGGAAGCCGGCGGUCCAUCCGAAAUAUGGCAGAAGGCGCGAGAAGCUAAUAGAAUAGAAUUUUUUAACUUCGAUUCUUCUCCGUACACAAGACACACUGUCUGGAGUGUUCUAAUUGGUUCUUGGCUCUAUUCUACGGCGUAUAUCGCCGUAAAUCAAACGAUGGUCCAACGGUAUAUAUCAUUGAGAACUAUGAAGACAUCUAAAUUAGCUAUAGGGAUAUCUAUUAUUGGCAUAAUUAUUUUUAUUUCGCUAUGUUGCUGGUGUGGAUUGGUUCUUUUAGCUUGGUGGUCACCACCAAAAUGCGAUCCAAGAGCAACUGGUUUAAUUACGGCCGAUGAUCAACUACUUCCAGCUUUCGUAAUGCAAGCUGCUGGUUAUUUGCACGGUAUACCUGGUCUUUUCAUUGCUGGUAUUUUUGGGGCUGCCCUUAGCUCUCUAUCAGUAGGAUUCAAUUCCACUUCCGUAGUUCUUUUAGAAGACUUCGUGAAGAGUUGCUUUGGUCUACAACCGAGCGAACGUUGUUCAACGAUUUUAGUUAAAAGUAUAAUUAUCUUUCUUGGUUUAUUCGCGUUGGCUUUUGUCUUUUUCAUCGAAACAUUGGGAGGCAUUUUAGUGGUUACGAACAGUUUAGCCGCAAUUGCCGCAGGAAUUUCCUUUGGAGUUUUCACUCUUGGAAUGCUUUUUCCAUGGACUAAUUCUCAGGGUGCAUUCGUAGGUGCUGUUGUGGGAUUUUUAAUAGCUGGUUGGGCAUGUUUCGGAGCAAAUAUAUCGAUCAGUGCCGGUGUCAUAGUACCUAAGAAGCUUCCGGUACCACUCGCUCAGUGUCCAGGAAAUAUAAGUCAAACUUUUCUAAAUCAAUUUGUUCAUCCUAACGAAGAAGAUGUGUUUGCUCUUUACCUAUUGUCCUAUCAUUGGUUUUCCGGAUUGGGUACGCUUAUAGUAAUUGUAGUUGGAGGAAUAGUCACUUGGUUGACGGGACCAAAGGAUCCUUCUUAUAUAGAUAGAAAGUUGCUGUCUCCGGUAAUACAUAGGUGGUUACCUUAUCCAAAAUAUCAGAACGAGGAAUGGUAUCGAUCAACGACUGAACCUCAAUCUUCGGUAAAUCUUUUGUUAAACAAUCUACCGAACAAAUCCAAACGUAGUGAUACGUCCAAAAAGAAAGAGAAUCAAAAUGACGUAGCAGUUUCUUGACUAUAUCGAAAUGCUGUAAAAAUGUAUAGAAAAUAUUGCUUAUAUUGAUUUUUUAAUUUUUUAUUACGUAGAAUGUAAAUGUAAUGUUAGAACCUUAAUGACGCACUAACAUAGUGGGUAUAUAAUGUUAUAAAAAGAGAACGAAGUGUGAAACGAAGGAAAAAUAUAUUUUUAUAUGUUCGUAAAUAAUUUAUACACCAUCA